AUGCUUCAACGCCUUUCCCACAGAGCUCACUCGUUGUCUCCAGUCAUCAAAAGAGGCUUCUUUCAUCAUUCAUGGGAACCGGCACUGCCCGUACGCUCGCUCAGACGACACGCCGAUUUGAUGGAAAGGGAAUUUGAAAGAGCUUUCGUCAAUCCUUUCUUCGCAACUUUUCGCCCAUAUCGCCUCGAGAAUCCACUCGAAACGGAGCAAUAUCGCCUCACGAAUCCAAUCGUUGAAGAGAAUGGAAAUCAAUUCCUGAAGUUGGCUUUUGAUGUGAGAAGAUUUAAACCAGAAGAGGUCUCGAUCUCGACGAAUUCAAAAGAUCGCACAAUCACGAUCGAGGCUAAACACGAAGAUGAAACCUCGCAAAUCUCGUUCACGAAAAAGUUCAUGAUUCCGGAAGGUGUCACGGUGAAUGAAAUGACAUGUCGUUACGAUGAAGAUGGCGUGUUGAAUCUAAAAGCUCCAUACGUUGCGCCGAAAGUCGAAACAAAAACCAUUGAGAAACCGGAACCAAAAGAGAUUCCAAUUAAACAUGAA
This is a messenger RNA of Mesorhabditis belari, 540 nucleotides long. The record is from the annotation of a GenBank genome assembly. NCBI's taxonomy places the organism in Eukaryota, Metazoa, Nematoda, Chromadorea, Rhabditida, Rhabditidae.